AUGAUCUGGCACCUCGUACGCAGGAUUGUGACCGAUCGAGAUACAGGGAGGCAGAAGGGCUUUGCUUUCAUCGAAUACUAUGACUGGCAAACAGCGCAGAGUGCUAUCAGAAACCUUGAUGGAUACGACCUGAAUGGGAGAAAGGUCAUCGUCAAGUUUGCUGAGAAGGACCACGACUCGACAGCGCGGCCUGGCAGAGAUGGACAGAACCGUGGCAACAAGGCCAGCAUGAAGCCAAAGCCGAUCGGGGUGGAGGCUGCCAGGUCGGCCAGCCACUCGGUGGCAUCGCUGGUGGGGAGCCCCCCGCCGGUGCCGGGGGGCAGCGGGGAGCUGAUCAGCUCAGCGCUGGGCACCAAGACGCGCGCGGAGCUGUACGAGAUCAUGGCCCAGAUGAGGUCGCUGGUGCAGCAGAACCCGGAGCAGGCGCGCCAGAUCCUGGUGCAGAACGCGCAGCUCACCAAGGCGCUGUUCCAGGCCGAGAUCAUGCUGGGCAUGGUCAAGGGCGCCCCCGUCGUGCCCCUGCCGGCUCCUAGCCACCCGUCACCAGCGCCCCAGCCGCAGCAGCAGCAACAGCCGCAGCCUGUCGUGCAGCAUCCUCCGCAGCAGCAGCAGCCUGUCGUGCAGCAUCCUCCGCAGCAGCAGCAGCACUACGCGCCGCAGCACCCCUCCCCGCCAGUGCAGCACCCUCAGCACUAUGCGCCGCAGCCGCUGCCGCCGCCGCAGCAGCCGCAGCCGGGGCCGGGUCCCUAUCACCAGCCGCCUGCGCAGCAUGGCGCGAUCCCCAACGGCAGCUACGCGCCGCAGGCGUACGGGGGCGUUCCCGCGCCGGCGGCGUCCGGCCCGCAACCGAUGGAUCCGCGCGCGCCGCCGGCCGCGCAGAUGAGCGCGCCCAUGGACCCCCGCGCCGCGCAGCACUCGCAGCCCAUGGACGCCUGGAACGGGGGCCAGGGGCCUACACAGGGGCAGGGGUACCCUGCGCAGCACCCGCCGCCGCAGCAGCAGCAGUUGGAGGGGCAGCAGUACGGCAUGCCCCAGCCGCAGCCGCAGUACAUGCAGCAGCCACAGCCGCACCAGCCCGAUCAGCAGAUGCCACCAGCCGAACAGAUGGGCCUGCCGCCCGGCAUGGACGAGGACACUAAGCACGGCAAGUCCCACUCCCAUGCUCCACUGCUCAAUCUCGCUGCAAGCUCUGGAGUGUUUGUGUGGCGCCUAGCAGCACUCAUCCAGCAGGUGAUGCAGCUGACACCGGAGCAGGUUGCUGGGCUGCCACCCGAGCAGCAGGCGCAGGUCAUGGUGUUGCGAGAUGCUGUGGUAUCAGUCUGCAAAGGCAAUUUUGCUGAUCUGUCCUACCAGAAGUCACUUGGGUCACUCAUCGCCUGUAGAACACUCAAGACAGCAUCUUGACACUUGACGGUGACAGCAAGACUUGACAAGUCUGGCAAAUCUAUAACCUGCACACAAUCUGUAAGUCACUGACCGCAAGAACAUGACUCUAAAGCACCUUAGCUGAUCAGACAGCUGCAUGAGAUCGUGGCCAAGCCUGAAUAUUCUCAAAUCAUUAUGUUAAGCCCAGGAACAUCAAGCAUUGCCGCUGCACCCUACAGACUAGAGGUCUCUAUUGGGACAUACAUUAUUCCUCCAGUGCAAUCCCAUCACUGUUUAUACCUUGUGCGUUCCACAGAUGUAUUCUGGGACAACUGCAUCCUACCUGAUUCUAACAAACCCAAUAAAAAAGAGCAUGAACAUCAGACCAGCCGUUGCCAGGAAAGUGCAAAUAAAUGCAAACAAAAUCGCUCGCUUGUUGCAGUCAGAAAGGUCCCUCACUGUCAUGUCUCUGUCACCUGGAGGAGUGAAUCAGUUCAUUUACUAUGUGGUGAGCAUGCAGGGCCGAUCGAAAUUC
Molecule: messenger RNA, 1900 nt
Organism: Coccomyxa subellipsoidea C-169
Lineage: Eukaryota; Viridiplantae; Chlorophyta; Trebouxiophyceae; Coccomyxaceae
Exons: 7
Coding region: 1-1404 (467 amino acids)
Biological process (GO): mRNA 3'-end processing
Cellular component (GO): mRNA cleavage and polyadenylation specificity factor complex
Molecular function (GO): mRNA binding
Source: RefSeq, a predicted model, not a curated record